UCGUGAAGUUCAUGUUUCUGCUUAUCAAAGACCUUGGCCUGCUUAAACACACAUGCAUGUGAAACUAUGGUGAAUAUGGAAUAACAAGGGCACAGUUAUGGUUAAUGUGCUACAGGGGCUCCAAAUUAUUAUGUAGGCUGUAGAAAUAGGGCUUCUUUUUAUAAUUUGUGUCCAAUAGUAGGAUAUGGUGGAAUCCAAUUUUGCUGUUGUGAGUAAGAGUCUGAAUAGCUAUGGUGAGUAUGAUGUAGAAGUGAUUAUAAUGCAUAUUAAAGUAUGUGAGAAUAUAGUGCUUGUGAAUGAGGCCUCUGUCCAUCUGCCUGCUCAAAGCAGCUGAUUCCGGGGAUUCGUUUGUUCUGGCUGGAGAUAAAUGGACUGUGCACAUUUAACAAUAACAUAAAAGACAACAAUAGCAAAAGAAAGAGUCUGGACCCGUGCAUGCCGGACCUCAAACAGAGAGGGGAAUAAAACAGAGCACGAGUGUUUCCUCCUCCUGAAUGAACGUCACUUACAGCAGCAGCGCAUUCACGCUCCGCUGCUCCCCGCUGCUUUAAGUAUUCCCGCAAUAUUAGAGGAGUCAUGAAUAACAAUUAUUCUGAGGAGGUGUAGCGAGGCGAACGGACGGAGCACCGCACUCUGGAUCAGAGCGUCGGAUCGGGAAGAACAGAACCGAGACCUGGAGGAACAGGGCUGUGUAGGAGAAGCCAUUUGAGCUGGGGGAGAAAAACAAAACUAGUUUUUGCUCCGUGUGGUCAUGAGGAGUUGAGAAAGGAGCGCGUUUUUCUUCAGGCGAGCUUGUGUCGUGCUGUCGCGUGUCCUUCUGCUCUAAACGAGCUUGCGUUUUUUCGUCCAGAUGUUAGUGCACACCUAUUCCUCCACGGACCGCCAUGAUGGGGUACCGAGCCACAGUUCCAGACUGUCCCAGCUGGGUUCGGUCUCUCAGGGUCCGUACUCCAGCGCUCCGCCGCUCUCUCACACACCUUCCUCGGACUUCCAACCGCCGUACUUUCCGCCGCCGUACCAGCCGCUGCCGUAUCACCAGAGUCAGGACCCGUACUCACACGUCAGUGACCCGUACUCUCUGAACGCUCUUCACCAGUCCCAGCAGCACCCGUGGGGCUCCCGGCAGCGGCAGGACGUGGGCACGGAGAGCGGAGGUUUACUGCCGCAGCCUCGAGCCUCUUUGCCGCAGCUCUCGGGUCUGGACCCCCGGCGGGACUACUCGACCGUGCGCCGACCGGACGUGCUGCUCCACUCCACGCAUCACGGGCUCGAGGCGGGAAUGGGAGACGGUCUGUCCCUUCAUGGCCUGGCGCACGGCAUGGAUGAUGUGCAGGCUGUGGAGGACGCAAACAACGGGAUGCACAUCCUGGAUCAGUCAGUUAUUAAAAAAGUUUUCUGUGUCUCUCGCACAUUUCCAGUUCCACACAAGAGCGUCGCUUCUCUGAUGAUGAACAAAGACGGUCUAAUCGGCGGGAUCACCGUAAACGUCAACGAGGUCUUCUGCUCGGUUCCCGGCCGCCUGUCGCUUCUAAGCUCCACAUCCAAAUACAAAGUGACGGUUGGCGAGGUCCAGCGACGCCUCUCUCCGCCGGAGUGCCUGAACGCCUCUCUGCUCGGCGGGGUUCUACGGAGAGCGAAGUCGAAAAAUGGCGGCAGAUCACUGAGGGAAAAGCUGGAGAAAAUCGGCUUGAAUUUGCCCGCGGGGAGACGCAAAGCAGCGAAUGUCACUUUACUGACGUCUCUAGUAGAAGGAGAAGCUGUUCAUUUGGCUCGGGACUUCGGCUACAUUUGUGAAACUGAAUUUCCCACAAAGGCCGUGUCUGAAUAUCUGAACAGACAGCACACGGAUCCAAACGAACUGCACUCGCGAAAGAACAUGCUGCUCGCCACAAAGCAGUUGUGUAAGGAAUUCACAGACCUGUUGGCUCAAGAUCGCACUCCACUAGGAAACUCUCGACCUACAUCCAUCCUGGAGCCAGGAAUCCAGAGCUGCCUGUCACACUUUAGCUUCAUCACGCACGGUUUUGGUUCUCCAGCCAUCUGCGCCGCCCUCACGGCUUUGCAGAAUUACCUGACUGAAGCCCUUAAAGGCCUCGACAAGAUGUUCCUGAACAACCCCACCUCCAACCGACACACACCUGCAGAUGGACCCGGCUCCAAAGGAGUUGGAGAAAAAGAGGAAAAACACAGGAAAUGAACUGUGGAAAUAUGAUUUUAAGGAAGGAGAGUCAUUGGAGAUGUUCAGAGAUUCUAUAAACUCUAGUUUUAUGACAUUGCGUUUUACAUUCUGGAUUGAAGGUGGAGAGUGGACAACAGAUCACGGGAAACGAAAGGAACGAUACCAUAAAAGAGACUGGGGGACACGAGUCUGCUGUGACAUGUUCACCAUCUUCAUCUCAUUCGUGUGCGAGUGUGAAAAUAUUCGAGGAGUGUUUGUGAGUGUGUUUUCGUGUAUCAAAGUAUGACAUUUUACAUGAUGUUAGACGCAGGCAGUCCUUUACACACAUGCAUCCGAUACCUAAUAUUUGAGUGAUCAUCAUUAUAAUGGCCAGCACACAGGAGGACAGGUUUGUUGGGAUGCUGGUGGAGACACUAUCAACUACUAUAUUUAAUUAUACUUAUUAUACAAAAUUAUAGGUGCACAGUUGUGCAAUAUUAAGUACAUUCCAUUCAACCUUCACCAAAACUACACCUACAGUAAAACAAUCAUAUUCUGUCCGUAAAAGUAAAAAUGUUCCACAAAAGAGACAGAAUAUUCAAAUAUAAGAGAUUUUAUUGCAUUUAGUAACACAAGCGGUGCAUUUAAAUUGAGUGUUAUCCGAAAAGAGGCUAUUUGUGCUACAACAAAGCAUAAUGCUAUUUAUGGUUCAGUCCAUCACGUUACAUAUAUGACAGAUUCACCAUCUGACAGCCCAUAACAUUCACACAUACUUUACAUAAACACAGCAAUUCAUUAGAAUCAUUAGAACGUUCUCAGUCUGAUUGUUCAUAAAAAGAUUACAAGCCAAAUGAAAACACUGAGAUUUAACAUAUUCUUUAAAACACCUUGGGCAAUAUUUGAUAAUUUUGUAUUUUUUUGGUUGUAUUUCUUUGUAUUUGAAACUGCUAUUGCUUGCUGUCUUGGCCAUUUGGUUAUGAAAAUGUGAGGACAUUUUCCGUUAGUUUUGACAGCAAUCAUCUGACCAACUGAAUCAACAGUUUCAAUGACAAUUCAUCUAUGUAUGUAUUUUUUUAUAUGCAAACAUUUACACAGAGCUAAAUCAACAUAGGACAAAGAAAACACAUUUUAUGGCCUAAAUAUUGUUUAUUGGUUUUACAACCCUACAUCAGGUGAAUGGAAGCUUGCUUUGACCGAAAAAAAAAAGACUUUUGAAAAUAGACAUAACAAGGGUCCCGGAUUUGUGCGCUUAGAACUGAGGUGACCGCGCGUGCUGGAACACGGCCACGCGCACUGGCGCAGCCUUUUCGCGCACACCUCAGCCGUCGUGAGUGCGCACGCUGGAUUAUAGCCUGUCUGUCAAAGUAAAUAUCUGGUUAACUGUGUGAGGAAGGUUAUUUUAUUUAUGUUUGUAUAUAUUUAUUUAUGCUUAAUUUAAUGGGCGUUUGUACAUAGGAAUAGACUGGGUCGUCUAUCUGUGACUGUCUCUGUGCGUGGGUGAACGCUUGUUUUAGAUAGCAUCUUGUAUUUUUUUGUUUCAUGGAUACGGUGUUAUGUGGUGAAGGCUAGAAGUUGGUUCUUGUCUGGUGAUUUUCAUUUACCUCGAAAUAAGAAUAAAUAGUGUGUUUUAUUGUA
This is a messenger RNA of Cyprinus carpio (common carp), 3793 nucleotides long. RefSeq names its product transcription factor AP-2-beta-like. Gene Ontology annotation, cellular component: nucleus. Bases 851 to 2197 code for a protein of 448 amino acids. Lineage: Eukaryota; Metazoa; Chordata; Actinopteri; Cypriniformes; Cyprinidae. Gene Ontology annotation, biological process: regulation of cell population proliferation; anatomical structure development; regulation of transcription by RNA polymerase II. Gene Ontology annotation, molecular function: RNA polymerase II transcription regulatory region sequence-specific DNA binding; DNA-binding transcription factor activity, RNA polymerase II-specific. The transcript is spliced from 7 exons. The record is from RefSeq and is a predicted model, not a curated record.